AUCAGAGGUGGUUUAUGAGGCGAGCAGGCCAAUCACGGUCGCGGAUUUGUGCACCAAUUUAAACCAGGAGGAAGCAUUUUGUGUUUUGAGAAGUGCAAUACACGGUAGUGAAUGAGGAAAGCCAAACAAACAUUUGGUCUUUUUUAAAUCUUUUUCGGAAAAGUAUCUUCAGCACAAAAGUAAACAGAGAGAAGAUGCAAGUUUAAAUGUAUGCUUAAGUAAAGCCGAAUCUAUGCUAACAGUAACUCAUUUGGUACGUUAGCCAAGUCGACGUUAAAUCUGAUUACUUUUAUCGUUAAGUUCAGUUAAAAGAAACAACAUGCCGUCCCGUGUGGAAGACUACGAAGUGUUGUACACUAUAGGCUCCGGUUCUUAUGGAAGAUGUCAGAAAAUAAAGCGCAAAUCUGAUGGCAAAAUACUUGUGUGGAAGGAGCUGGACUACGGCGCCAUGGCAGAGAGUGAAAAGCAGAUGCUGGUGUCAGAGGUGAACCUCCUGAGGGAGCUGAAGCACCCAAACAUAGUGCGGUAUUAUGACCGCAUCAUAGACCGGUCUAACACCACUCUGUACAUUGUCAUGGAGUAUUGCGAGGGUGGGGACCUUGCCAGCCUCAUCAGCCGAUGCAUUAAGGAAAGACGUUAUUUGGAGGAGCGUUUUAUCCUGCGAGUCAUGGCACAGCUCACAUUAGCCCUAAAAGAGUGCCACAGACGGAGUGAUGGGAGGGCCACAGUUCUUCAUCGAGACCUGAAACCAGCAAACAUCUUUCUCGACGUCAGACAGAAUGUGAAGCUUGGUGACUUCGGCCUAGCCAGGAUCUUGAAUCAUGACACCAGCUUUGCAAAGACAUUUGUUGGGACACCUUAUUACAUGUCUCCAGAACAAAUAAACCAGAUGUCGUACAAUGAGAAGUCAGACAUAUGGUCACUGGGAUGUUUGCUGUAUGAACUCUGUGCAUUGUUGCCUCCAUUUACAGCUUAUAACCAAAAAGAGUUGGCAGAGAAGAUCAGAGAGGGAAGGUUCAGAAGAAUCCCAUACCGAUACUCUGAAGAACUGAGCACCUUACUCAGCAAAAUGCUCAACUUAAAGGACUAUCUAAGGCCCUCUGUGGAGUCUAUUCUCCAGAGCAGCCUGCUGGCUGUUGCGGUUGCAGAGGAGCAGAGAAGGGCACAGGUGCGGCUCCGAAGACGGUCCGCUGACUUCGACUGUCCCCUUCAGAAGCAGGAUGAAGCGGCCCCCAUCUCUGCUGCAGAGCUCAGACUCAGGGAGCAGGCGCUGCGAGACAGAGAAAAAGCUCUCAAGGAACGUGAGGAGAGGCUGGAGCAAAGGGAGCAGGAGCUGUGUGUUCGUGAACGACUGUCAAACGAGAGGUUUGCAAGAGCAGAGGGUUUAUUGAAGAAUUACAACUGGCUCCAGCAGCAGAGGGACCUGGCACCGCUCUUUGGCAAAAACAUAGAUGUGGAGAACCUCUCCCCUAGCAAGAGGAAGGUGCACUUCGCUGGUGAGAGCAAAGAGAACCAGCUGUCUGAUAGUGGUCAGAGCGUGAUGUCCCACAAACUGAUUCUGAGGCUGCAGGCGGCCAAACAGCGCGCCCAAACACUGAACAAAGUGGAGAAGGCCUGUGAGUUCAAGAGCAGGCAGCUCCUUGGCAUCCGCUGAGCAUGCAGCCAAUGCUGACUUGUGACUGAUUGCAAAAGCUACUGGAGGCUAGAGUCAUAAUAAGUGAAUAAUGUCAGAAUUUAGUUUUACACUUUGAUUUGUAGGCGUCUUACUGUUAUAGGUAGCUGUUAUGAUUGUAAAUGUAUAUCCUUGCUAUUAAUAUAGUUUAUAUAUUAGUAGUA
Messenger RNA from Monopterus albus (swamp eel), 1836 nucleotides. It is a transcript of the gene nek2, whose product is annotated as NIMA-related kinase 2. Gene Ontology annotation, molecular function: ATP binding; protein kinase activity. The record is from RefSeq and is a predicted model, not a curated record. NCBI's taxonomy places the organism in Eukaryota, Metazoa, Chordata, Actinopteri, Synbranchiformes, Synbranchidae. Gene Ontology annotation, biological process: protein phosphorylation. The transcript has 9 exons. Bases 320 to 1654 code for a protein of 444 amino acids.